AUGCAUUCCUCUUCUGUCCUUCUUGUCGGAGCACUGGCCGCUCAGGCAAUGUGCCUCGGCGUCACGCCCUAUGGUGGCAUCGUCCAACGAUACGCUGCCCCAUUGGCAGUCAUCGCUAUGCCAGCUGUCGGUAUGCCUUUGUUUGGCAGCGUUGAGAGUAGAGAGCCAGUUACCAACAGCAACACCAACAUCAACGACGGAGACUCUAGCAUUAGCAUCACCAAGAGCAAUGACCCAAACGCCGUCAAUACCAACAUUAACAACGGAAAGGCUAAAACCAACAAAACUGGUAACGCUAACAACGGCGGAACAACCAACACUAACACCAACACCAACAACGGAGGCUCUAGCACUAGCAUCACCAAGAGCAAUGACCCAAACGCCAUCAAUACCAACAUUAACAACGGAAAGGCCAGCUAG
Messenger RNA from Venustampulla echinocandica, 420 nucleotides. RefSeq lists its product as uncharacterized. Bases 1 to 420 code for a protein of 139 amino acids. The record is from RefSeq and is a predicted model, not a curated record. The transcript is spliced from 3 exons. NCBI's taxonomy places the organism in Eukaryota, Fungi, Ascomycota, Leotiomycetes, Helotiales, Pleuroascaceae.